This is a messenger RNA of Aethina tumida (small hive beetle), 2001 nucleotides long. RefSeq lists its product as uncharacterized. Bases 621 to 1379 code for a protein of 252 amino acids. NCBI's taxonomy places the organism in Eukaryota, Metazoa, Arthropoda, Insecta, Coleoptera, Nitidulidae. The record is from RefSeq and is a predicted model, not a curated record. The transcript is spliced from 5 exons.
GCAAUAGAACCAGUUCAGUUCUGUUCAGUUCAAUUGACAUGGACUACUAUACAAGUUAUGUGGCAGUUGUAAAUAAAUGUGCAAUUAAUUAAAAUGUCUAAAAAUAAAAAAAUCAAAAGAAUGUAAUUACUGCCUUUAAACUGCGUUCUGAAUUAGGCCAAAGAAAACAUUAAAAGUUACUAAACAUAUAUGAAAACAAACAACACAACAUAACGUUUUAGACACUAGAAGGUUUAUUGUUGACUAAGAACACAAAGAAUGCUCGAUUUGUUUGAAAUGUAAUGGUGGUUGCAUACAUCCAGGUGCUAGGAGUGUCCAAACGUAUCUUAACAUAUUUAAUUUCUUCCAAUAAACACAGUUUACUAAUGAUUCAUUCCAUUCCCGCUUUCGGUAAUAUUAACGUCUCAGUUCAGGAAACCUAAUCCCAACAACAGGUCACCCCAUUACAACCGACAAUAAACCCUCGGACUAAGCAGGGUGUGGUGGCCACCCUUGUUUACCUGCGAAUUUACAACAGGUCAACAGGUGUGUUUAGUUAGUCGUAUUUAUCUCUCGCUGAUGCGAUUUAAUCUAAUCUCGCAUCACGAAUAUUACGAUUAGUCGAUAAUAAUAAAUCGAAGAUGGAGCAGCUCGUCGCUGAAAAACGACUAACGGUGACUUAUGUGUUUUUGGCGAUUUGUGGGGCUGUUGCGAGCAUAACGACUGGUAUAGCGUGGGGCCACUGGAAACAAACGCUCGAUCAGUGCGUCGGCAGGAAUUGCAGUUGUAUUUUGUACGGAACGCAUACGCCUUCUAAAUUUUUAGGAGGAAGCAAUGGAUAUUGCAUCUGGACAACAUUCGGCCCGCUAUUCUACAUCUUCUUCAGCCUUUGUCUGGUCUGUUUUCACGGUUACAGAGUGUUAUUCGCAACGACAAAAACAUCGAGGGCCACCAGAUCUUUAGUGGCGAAGCUCGAACCGGGUGAUAACGUACGAAUACAAGCGGUCUCGGUGGAAACGACGAGCCCCUUACCGAAAGCGUUCUGGGUGACGACGUCAAUUUUGUCCGCCUUUUUCACCAUUUACUCGGUGGUUCAUUUUGCGAUGUUCGUGAGCGGUUACUACAGAACGUGCAACCAAUAUCGACAGUCUUUGGAACGGAUGUUGGGAAUAGGGGGAUCCGCGAUGCCAGUAAUCCAUUCCAGGUUGGGGUGUCAGGGAGUGUUCGACUUUAUGGAUUACGUGCAACAGGACAGCGCUUGGAGUUCUAGGGGCGGUUUCAUCUAUACUGGUUUGGAUUUAAUAUUGGGGAUGGUGGCGUCGGCGUUCUCCUGGAUUUUGUAUCUGAACGCCACGUUUUUGAACAUCAAACUGGCUCGUUUGAGCGGUGAAGAAGUGUAGUCAAAGGACAGAGAGAUUGACUGACUAACGACCAUUUUGAGUACAAAUUUAUUGCAUCGUAUCAUUUUCUUUCUCUAUUAGAUUCUAGUUAGAUUCGUCGUAUUUUUCCAUAUUGUCACAUAUUUUAGCUUACUGUUCAUUUGACCUCAAUGAAUGACUACCAGACACUGAAUCUCUCAAGAGAUUUGUUUUACCAUAAACUUGCCAUAUAGAAGAAGUAACAGACUAUUAUAAGCAAAGACGUAAAUGCAACAAAAUUUUAUUGAAAUGCAUACAAGAUACAAGUGCAAAUAUACUAAGCUAAGUAAAUAAAUAAAAAGGAAUGUAACAAUACUUUAUAUUAUAUACUUUAUAUAACUGUAUAGGUACAUGUUUUUAUAAUAAAUAAUUUUUUAUAGUAAUUAAUACAUUAGUGUUUGUUUGUUUUAUGUCGUGUCUGUCUGUCUCGCACAACUGAAGCAUUCACAUUAAUUGACUAUUUAUAUAUGUAUAUGUAUAUUAGGAAAUUCGAUUCAAGAAGUUUUACGACUUUGGUUUCACAUUUCUUUAGAUAGUUAGUUUAUAUAAUAAUAGUGGUAACAAAAUUUUAUCAGCAUCACCUGUAGUUGAAAAACUAAUUUGC